AUGCAAGUAGCUAUCGAGGUACCAGGGGAAGCUAACCCACUGACCCUUCCAAACGUUAUACAUGCCUUGACGACGGCGGGCUCUUCGUUGCCUCAGCAGCGCCAGAGCGGAACUGCACAGCUUCAGGAAUGGGGAAGACAGCCCGGAUUUCACUCGCUAUUACAGGAUGUCUUUACCGACUAUUCCACUCCCUUCGAAGUUCGAUACCUCUCAAUUAUUCAGCUAAAGAACGGUAUAGACAGGUACUGGCGGAAGACAGCAAACAAUGCUCUCAAGCAAGAUGAGAAAAAUCAGAUCAAGAGAAGAGCUAUAGAAGCUGGAGUUGUUGAACCUGCAUCUCAACUUGCCUUGCAGAAUGCCCUGAUUGUGGCUAAAAUAUUGCGGGCAGAGUUCCCUCUUGAAUGGCCAGAAGCCAUAUCUGAAAUAAUAGAACAUCUUCGAGCGUCCAUCCGGCCCGGAGCCAAUCCAGUUCAGCUCUCCCGCACUCUCUUGAUCCUCCUCCAGGUAAUUAAGGAACUCUCUACCGGACGAUUAGAAAAAACUCGAAGGGGACUACGAUCUGCGGCCCCCGAGCUGCUCCAUAUUGUUGCAAGCAUAUACGUCGAUAAAGUGCAAAAAUGGGGCACAUUCUUGGAGUCUGGCGGGGACGAUGAAGGUGGUGCAUUAGAGGCAGUUGAGCAAAGUCUCAUGUCCCUCAAGGUCAUCAGACGACUAAUAGUCGCUGGCUUUGAGAACCCAAAUAGAGAGUCCGAUAUCUCGGGAUUUUGGACCCUAUCCUUAACCCAUCUCGGAAACUUCUACUCCUUAAUUCAGAGGCAGUCAUCUACAUUGGCCUCAGAAGUCGAGAAGUUGAUUGGGAAGCAUAUAAUCCAGCUAUCCAAGCUUCAUUUAGAAAUGGCCAGAACCCAUCCUGCGCCCUUUGGACUGCUCCCACAAGCUGUUGAUAUGGUUAAAUCUUACUGGGGGCUGGUGGUUGAACUAGGCAAAAUGUACGGCUCAACUGACUUCUCUCAGCUCAAGGUUGGGAUGAAUGGUGAUGCAGAUGACGACGAGAAGCCCCUUUUGGAAAAACUCGGCCUCAAGGCCCUCCUGCUUCUUCGAGCUUGCGCAAAAAUUGCAUUCUAUCCCACGAACACUUUCAGAUACCAAAAUCAGCAGGCUAAGGAGGAGAAAAAUCAAUGCGUUAGCUUGAUGAAGUCCGAGAUCUUCAACGAGGACUUCGUAGUCCAGGUCAUGGAGUUACUUGUUACCCGCUUCUUUGUCUUUAAAGCCAGUGAUCUCAGGGAAUGGGAAGAAGAACCUGAAGAGUGGGAGAAGCAAGAAGAAGAGAUCACAGAUGCCUGGGAGUUUUCAAUUCGGUCAUGUGCCGAGAAGCUAUUCCUUGAUCUGGUUAUCAAUUUCAAAGAACUGCUCAUACCAAAGCUGCUUAAUGUGUUCUAUACCUAUGCUAGUAAGUCGAAUAACGGUAUAGUAUGCUAUAAAAGUGAACUAACCGACGAUGUACUAGACCCCCAGAACAAAGACAUCUUAUUAAAGGACUCUCUUUAUUCCGCUGUUGGCCUUGCAGCUGCAUGUCUGGAGAAUCACUUAGACUUCAACACUUUCUUGGUGUCUACACUCGUACCAGAAAUUCAAAUCCAGGGUCCAGGCUAUAAUAUCCUUCGCCGAAGAAUUUCUGUCAUACUCGGACAAUGGGUUCCAGUGAAACCAAGUGACAUUGACAAAGCAUCCGUAUACGGUAUCUUCCAACACCUUCUGGAUAAGAGUGACCCCAUGAACGAUCAAGUUGUUCGUGUAACGGCUGGUAGGAAGCUUCGACAGGUUCUGGACCCAUUCGAAUUCUCUGCGGAAGUAUUCCAACCGUUCUCAACGUCUAUCCUACAAAACCUAAUGCAGCUUAUCCAAGAGGUCUCUCUUAGUGAGACAAAAAUGGCACUACUUGAGACUGUAAGGGUUGCAGUGGUAAAAAUGGAAAGCAACAUUACCCCUUUUGCGGAUCAAAUUGUAUCCCUUCUACCAGGGCUUUGGGAGCAAUCUGGUGACGAACACUUAAUGAAGCAGGCAAUAUUAACACUCCUGUCAUCCCUAAUACACUCUAUGAGAGAGAACUCCACUAGAUACCACUCCAUGAUACUACCCCUUAUCCAAAAAUCGGUCGAACCUGGCUCAGAAUCUCUCGUCUACCUCCUCGAGGAGUCUCUAGAUCUAUGGUCUGCCGUGCUAUCCGAAACUCCAAAUCCACCAUCUCCUGAAAUUCUAGCCUUAUUCCCAUCUAUAUUUCCCAUCUUUGAAAUUGGGAGCGAUGUUGUACGACAGGCUCUUGAAGUCACUGAAUCAUACAUCCUUCUCGCACCCCGAGAAUUCCUCGAUGAAAACGUCCGUUUCCGAUUGUUUGAUAUCUUCAACACUCUCCUCAAUCCAGAUGUCACCCCCCGAAUCGGCCUAGUCCCUCAUCUUGCGGAGCUGCUCAUACGUACAGGCGAAUCUGCCUCCGAAGAGAACAAUGAGAAUGUGUACGGCGCCAUCGCCAAGUCCAUGCUAAGCACUGGCUUCAUGGAGACGCUUCUCUCCGCCUUAUAUGGCGCAUACCAGUCCCGCCAGACAACGGGGCCUAACAGGAAGCAAGCCACCAUCUACGGCGUGGCUGAAACCGACCACCUCUCAGUCCUCGCACGGCUUGCCCUCGCUUCCCCACGCAAUUGUAUAUCAGCCGUAACAUCGGCAACCAGCAGCUCCUCCGAAGAGCAGACAUUCACCUGGAUACUAAGCGAGUGGUUCGCUCACUUUGACAAUAUUGGAGAUGUCAACAAGAAGAAACUGCAUACUAUGGCUCUUACGCAUUUACUAACGGUCAACGGGCCUUCAUCUCCGGCGCCAACAUACUUACUGAACAAUCUACAAUCCUACCUAACAAUCUGGACAGACUUGAUCACCGACCUAUCUGAAGGGCCCGAGGUAAACCCUACCGACGCUCGACACGGCGAUUAUCUUGUUUUCGACCCCAGUGAGGCUCAGGGAGAGAAAUACCAUGAAUCCGAGACCCCUGAGACUACGCGUCGCCGCGCAUGGAGCGCCUCAGACGCAAUCCACAAGAUCAAUUUGAGGGAAUAUGUGGGGCAGCAUCUCCAGGCUUUGGUGCAGGUUUGCGGAGGAGCUGAUCGGUUCAGGGACGAGUGGUUGGUGAAUGUGGAUAGGGAGGUUGUUAAUGGGUUUGGGCAGUUGGGGAUCAUGUAG
Trichophyton benhamiae CBS 112371 is the source of this 3234-nucleotide messenger RNA. RefSeq lists its product as uncharacterized. Gene Ontology annotation, biological process: protein import into nucleus. The record is from RefSeq and is a predicted model, not a curated record. NCBI's taxonomy places the organism in Eukaryota, Fungi, Ascomycota, Eurotiomycetes, Onygenales, Arthrodermataceae. Gene Ontology annotation, molecular function: small GTPase binding. The transcript is spliced from 6 exons. Gene Ontology annotation, cellular component: cytosol; nuclear envelope. The coding region runs from base 1 to 3234 and encodes 1077 amino acids.